AUGGAUGAGAUGAUUGAAAACGAGUUUAUGAUACAAAUGAAAGAGAAAUUAUUACAUCGCGUCAAUGAUAAAGUGACGUUAAUUCGUAUCCAGAGUAUCUAUGGAUUACAGAAGUUACAGCAAAGUGACGAAGGAGAACAAGAAGAGAAUGAAGUUACGUGUGAAUUACGAAAACUGAUGGAGAUGGAUCCUUCCAAAGACGUUCGUAAAGCUGCAUUACUUAGUGUGAUUGUGAACAAGAAAACGUACAAGAACUUGCUAGUGCGUAUACGUGAUACAAGUGAAGAUGUGCGGUAUGCUGCGUUUCGGACCAUUGGUGCUGCAAUGCCUUUGUCGGAUAUUCCGAUGAGUGAUCGAGCCCAUUUGUUGGAUCAAGGGCUGCAAGAUCGUGCAGUGCGUGUGAGAAGGGCUUGUGAGCAGAUGGUGCUGAAAAAAUGGUUUCCAGCGUGUGAUUCCUCGCCAAUGCUACUACUAAAAGCGUUAGACAUUGAACAGUAUCCUAGUAUUGGCUCAAAGGUAUCUCGCAUUCUUUUGCAACAUUUAUCAGAGCAGCCACGAGCGUUGUUGGGUAAAAGAGAUGCCGUUGAGUUUAAUGCGCUCGAGAUGUUGUCUCAGAACAAUGAUGCACUUAAUGCGGAGAGUAUAUUCUUCUGGAGAGAGCAGUGUUACUUUUACCAGAAGAUCGACAACGAUCCGGAUAAGGCAGCGGCUCUUUUACCAAACGUGUCGGAUUUUAGCAAAUUGCUGGUGACUACAUGCAAUGCACAAAGCGAUGUCUUCUUUAUCGCGCAGCAAUUGCUGGAAUUUGGACAUUUGUUGGAUUUUCAAGAUGAGUUUGGGCGACGCAAUCUACUCGAUUUCCUGCAAAAGCUCUUGCGCGAUCUGGAAACUGAUAGUCAGCUGAUCAAGGGCAUAAUGGAGUUGAUGGCGUUUGUGUACUCUGGAAGUUCGGAGCAAGAGUUUAUUCAGGUUGUUGCCGAAAUUGUUUCUGAUAUGUAUGAUGCUGUGGAGGCAGGCAACCAAGAAAUAUCUUCACAGCAAGAAGACACUGAGUCUGCUUUGUUGCAACAAGAGCCGUCGGCUGAAGAUGACGCGGCAGCGCUCAGCUUUGGUCCUCAAUUGCUUAAACUGAGUGAGGAAGAGCGCGAAGCGGCUGAGAUUAAAUUUGAAGAGCUAGAAAAGCACCUCGAAACACUCGAGUUUGACUCGGACGAGUACAAUAAGGUUCAAGCAGAAAUGAUGAAAGUGGAGGCGCUUCUGCAAGAUCCAAGGGUACUAAGCUGGCUUCGUUGUCUCGAGAUUGUGGCUCAGCUGCUUAAACUUACGUCGCACAAUCUGAGCGAUCCUGUUGUCGAUGGAAUGGGUCGUUACAUUCUUCCUGCAAUUGACAGUGACGUGCCAGCACUGCGUGAAGCUGGUCUGGAGAACCUCGGACUAUUUUGUCUGCUUGAUAAGCGUAUUGCAGAGCGCUAUUUGAUCGUAUUCUGGCGUGCAUUGAAUAAUCCUGAAGAAGAGAGCGAGGUAAAGCACACAUGCGUCCAGGCAAUUUUUGACACGGUAUUUAGUUUCUCAAAUCUGCAGCCGCACAUAUUUGGCGCCAAACAAGUUGAGGAUGGCGUCAAAGUUGGAGUAGACAAAGGCUUUCAUGUCAAGGAGCGUGAUGGCGAGGACACAGCCGAGAAUAGCAAUAUAGUUGCAGACAAGGAUGCGAACAAGGUUGGCGACAAGGGUAGAGACCAAGACAAAGACAAAGACGAAAAUAUGGAUGAGGAUGGUGAAGCGGAACCAGUGACGGCCCCCGAAAAGCUAGAUCUUGACACUAUUUUCAUUGGCCUGGCCCAGCUGAUUACCGUGGAUGAUUUAGAUCUCCAAAGCACUAUUGUGGAGGGCUUUUGCCGGCUGUAUAUGAUGAAUCGGAUUGAUAAUAUCACAGUGCUGGCCAUUUUGCUUGAGACGUAUUUCAGUCCAAAGCUGCAAAACGUACAGAAGCUUGGUGAGCACGGAUAUCAGUCGCGCUCUCUCCAGCUGUUGAGCAUCUUCUUUCCAGCUUUUGUCAUGGCUACAGCAACAAACUGCAUGCUUUUGGAGGAAGCCACGACUCAUUUGAUCCAGAAAUCAAUGGAAAGGUUGGAGAACGGUUCUCUGCUUGAUUUGGGUGCUUGUGCUAAAUACGUCAUGCAUCUGUUGAGCCACAACAGACAAGAGGAAGAGGCAGCAAUGCAGGUGUCUAAAAAGAAACGAACAAAGAAAGUAGAACGACGGCGAUGUGCACAUCAUAACAGAAUUGGCAUUACGAUAUGCCUGGAAAUGCUUGCGCUAGGAAAAGUGGCCGCACUUCCAUCUGUUUGCCAAGGUGUUGUUACUACGCGACAAAAGGCUCUUCUCAAGAUGAUCGCGUGGGUUGAAGUCACGGUUGACGAGCAACGGUCUGCCUCGUUGUUCAAGUAUUUGCUGCAAGAAAUCACUUCAUCGUGCUUUGGCUCUCAGAAAGGUUUGCUUCGAAGCGCAGAGGCGGCAUUAAAACGCACUGCUGCGAGCUAUCUCGAGCAAAGUAGGGACCAAGGUGAUGCUGACCAGCAUACGGUCGCUCUGGAACAAGAUCAGAAAUGGGCUUACGGUCUUGUUAAAGAGCGUGAAGAGGUACUGGAAAAGGUACUACUGAUGGCGAGUGCUGAGCACGAGAAGUGGCUGAAAAAACAGGAGAGAAAGAAAAAACUUCAGCGAAGAAGGACGGCUCGAUAUGUCUCAUCUGAUUCUGCGGACUCGAGUGAGAGCGAUGAGAUUGGCGAGGAAGAACCAGCCGCUGCGCCAAUACGCCGUGAGCUUUCAUCUCGUCGUAGCAAGACUGCAGCCGUGAAUCGAAUGCAGGAGAAGGAAGGUGAGUUUGAGGCAAAAAUAAAGCAGGCUUUGCAAGACGAUGAUGCGGACGCCGACGACGACGAGGAAGUUGAGGAAGAGGAGAGCGAGUUGGAAGAGGAAGAGGAAGAAGAGUCGGAGGAAGAUGCGCCGACGUCGGAAGAGGACGAAUAA
Molecule: messenger RNA, 3030 nt
Organism: Peronospora belbahrii
Lineage: Eukaryota; Oomycota; Peronosporomycetes; Peronosporales; Peronosporaceae
Source: the annotation of a GenBank genome assembly